AAUACCACCAGUGAUUUUGGUCACACCUGUGAGGCAGACUUCACAAAUGAACAUUUGACGGUAAGCUUCAAUACAACAUGGAGCUUUCGAUCAUUCGACUUAUCAUUUGGUGUGUUUUGGGAAUUACUUCGACCACAGCCAUUAAAUUCCAAGGAAAAUUUGAAUGGGAUACCGAAGAACAUGUGACCUUAAAAAUCAGUGACGAAGGACGCUAUAAAAGAUCACGUGGUGGCGUUAUGUCGUUUCCGGAUGUCAUGGGGAUAAACUUUGACACGGCCAAUACGUCUGUCAGCCUCUCUCUGAGACGUAACUAUGGUUUAGAUGAGAACCUGUCUGUCUACGUCAUCAAAGAGAACAGCCUAGUCCUACAAACUCUUCCGCUAGUAACGGACACGGUGUUCUACCAAGACGUAAAACACGGGGCAGCUUUUACCGUCAAAUUCGAUGAAAAAACGUCAAAAGUUUUAAAUCUGUUUGGUACAUUGCGAUUAAAUAAUGACGCCUACUUUAUGGAAAGGUCUGGCGAUUUUGAAAGCGGUGACGAUUCCCACUUCCGUCUACGGAAGUACAAGGUCAGGGCCGAAAAAUUUGUGGACAUUGUGCAGAGGAAAGUCGGUCACGGCUCGGAUAGCAAGAGUGAUACAUCUGAUUUUGACAAGACUAGGAACAGAGGCAAAACAGGAACCGGAAGCAGGCUAGACGAUUCAAUAUACCCCAUUCCCAGCUCGCGCGUGAAGCGAGCCGCUGUUGAGCAAACCGUCGAGUUAAUGUUCACCACCGAUUACUCCAUUUACAGAUAUUGGUAUAACGACAGCAAUGCGACAUCGACCGCACAGAAGGACUUAGACGCCAAGACGAGUAUCAGGCAGUUCUACGCGCAUGCCAUUAAUGAGAUUGACGCUAUGUAUGCCAGUGUUGAUUCGUCGUCGAUUUCUAUAAACGUGGUAUUUGCAUGCCUUGUUAUUUCUGAAUCCGUUGCGACAUCUGAGUGGACGGAGACCAGAGUCAGCGGAGGAAAGGUGGACGCCAGUGACGUAAUCAACAACUACACGGCUUGGGAGCAACAGCUCGCGAUCUCUCCUUGCGGAUACGACCACGCUAUGUUGUUCAGCAAACUUGUAGUACGUAUACAGUACAACUACACGGCUUGGGAGCAACAGCUCGCGAUCUCUCCUUGCGGAUACGACCACGCUAUGUUGUUCAGCAAGUACGACUUUACAUCUACGAAAAAUGGAGAAGUGAGCAGCGCCGUUGCAGGUGUUGCGUGGUUAUCAGGCGCUUGUGAUAGUCUUAAACAAUCGAUAAGUGAGGAUUCAUUCAACUAUAACAUGAAUGUAAUAGCGGCUCAUGAACUCGGACACAACCUUGGAGCUGGCCAUGACGGGGACGAAAAUUCGUGCCCGGAAAACAACCAGAAUAUCAUGUCGCCCUCUAUUGGUCCAGGUCCCAGUUCAGCGAGGGAUAAUCCAUGGAUAUUUUCAAGCUGUUCUGUCACAUACUUCGAAACUUACGUAACAAAACUAAAUACAGACAUGAAUAACUGUCUGCUGACAUUGAGUAGCGAUCACGAUCCGACGGCCUUGACCCCGUAUGACCAGGAUAUUCCGGGUCAGGUUAUCACGGCUGACGAGCAGUGCGUGCGACUUGAAGGAGCUGGAUCACACUUGUGCAGGGUAAGGUUGUGGCUAUACUGGGGAGAGAAACGUACUUGGGUCAUGUAG
Messenger RNA from Mizuhopecten yessoensis (Yesso scallop), 1721 nucleotides. Its product is annotated as snake venom metalloproteinase VMP1-like. Gene Ontology annotation, biological process: proteolysis. The transcript has 13 exons. Gene Ontology annotation, molecular function: metalloendopeptidase activity. The record is from RefSeq and is a predicted model, not a curated record. Lineage: Eukaryota; Metazoa; Mollusca; Bivalvia; Pectinida; Pectinidae. The coding region runs from base 78 to 1721 and encodes 547 amino acids.